CAUGUUCUGCACUAGAAGCAUCCUUACCCGGCAACAACACCUCCUCCCAUUCUCCACCGCCACCUCCGCCGCCAUCGCCGCCGCCACCGUAGCGGCGCCCACCCACCUGGAAUCCUACACUGUCCAGCCCCCAAUCAAACCCUGGCCUUACCGCCUCCACCCGAAGCUGGUUGCAUCCCUCAUCUCACGCCAACACAACCCCAAUCUCUCUCUCGAGAUCUUCGAUUACGCUGAAAACCACCACCCUGGCUUCUCCCACGAUCCCCAAACCUACCAAGCCAUCAUCCUCAAACUAUCACGCGCUCGCCACUUCCACAAAAUCGAGUCCCUCCUCACGCGCCUUCGCCACUCGCCGCAGCGGGAUCGCUGCAGCGAGGAACUGUUCGUAACCGUUAUCCGCGGUUACGGACUCGCGGGUCUGCCCGAGCAGGCCCUCAAGACCUUCGUGAGAAUCGAAUCCUUCGGGAUUCGACCCUCGGUUAGGUCCCUCAACGCCUUGCUCAAUGCUUUGGUUCAGAACAAACGUCACCGUUUAGCGCAUUUGGUGUUUAAGAGUGGUAGAACACGGUUUGGUGUUGCGCCUAAUGUGGUUAGUUGCAAUAUUUUGCUCAAGGCGCUUUGUAAGAUUAAUGAGGUUGAUGUUGCAGUUAGGGUUUUGGAUGAGAUGGUUGAAAUGGGUGUAGUGCCAAAUGUGGUGAGUUACACCACUGUUUUGGGUGGUUAUGUUUGGAGAGGUGAUAUGGGUAAUGCUAAGAGGGUUUUUAGUGUGAUUUUGGAUAGAGGGUGGGUGCCUGAUGUGAAUGCUUACACUGUUUUGAUGAAUGGGUUUUGUAGGUUAGGGAUGUUGGUUGAUGCUAUUAAGGUGAUGGAUGAUAUGGAGGAGAAUGGUGUUGAGCCUAAUGGUGUUACUUAUGGUGUUAUGAUUGAGGCUUAUUGCAAGGGGAAGAAAUCUGGGGAAGCAGUUAACUUGCUUGAGGAUAUGCUUGUGAAGGGUUAUGUACCGAGUUCGGGGUUGUGUUGUAAGGUUGUUGAUCUGUUGUGUGAGGAAGGGAAUGUUGAGAGAGCUUGUGAGGUGUGGAGGAUGGUUUUGAGGAAGAAUUGUAGCCUUGACGAUGCCAUCCCGGGCACGCUUAUACAUUGGCUUUGCAAGAAGGGGGAGGUGAUGGAAGCUAGGAAGGUGUUUGAUGAAUUUGAGAGUGGCUCGGUUGCUGGUCUCUUGACGUAUAACACGUUGAUAGCUGGAAUGUGUGAGAGAGGAGAGCUUUGCGAGGCGGCUAGGCUGUGGGAUGACAUGGUGGAAAAGGGUCGUUCUCCUAAUGCUUUUACGUAUAACAUGUUGAUUAAAGGAUUUUGUAAGGUUGGCAAUGCUAAGGAGGGUAUCAGAAUUCUCGAGGAGAUGGUGGAAAAUGGAUGUUUGCCCAACAAAUCAACUUACUCAAUAUUGAUUGAUGGGAUUUCUCUUACAGAAGGAAUGAAAAAAGAAAUCAACAAGGUAGUUUCACUGGCCGUGUCCACUGGAGUUGAUGGUGACUUGUGGGAUCUUUUCUUAAAACAUGUUGUGGGUAAUUUAGAUGGAAAUGCAGCUGAGCUUGAUAGGAUAUUAAUAGAGAAUGCAGUGUGAUAAUGUAAGCAGUUGAUGGUGACUUGUGGGAUCUUUUCUUAAAACAUGUUGUGGGUAAUUUAGAUGGAAAUGCAGCUGAGCUUGAUAGGAUAUUAAUAGAGAAUGCAGUGUGAUAAUGUAAGCAUUUUUAAGGUAUGAUGUUGUAUCUGAUCAUUUCUAGGCGAUGACAAAUGGUGAUUGAACACUGGGGGAACUUUUUAUCCAAUGUGGAGGUAUAGCUUGUAUACUCCCCGGUUAGUGAACUUGAAAGUGUUAACCAAUUGACUGGGAACCACUUCUUUGCUGGAAAUUUGUUCAUAAUUGGUCUGAUUAAAAUGGAAGACCAUUAUAGCCAAACACCAACACCAAGUUUGCUCAUUACGAAAUUUAAUCAUCAACCCCUUCAACUUAUUGAUGGUUGAUUAUGCAAAUAUGGUGAGGUUUUUCUUGUUGUCUGCCCAAGGCUGCGUAUUAAUUCCUAGGACAAAGGGAAUGGAUAAAUAUCUUGUAGUUAUGUGGUGUGCUUGAAGAAUGAGAUAGGUUAUGGAAUCUGAACCUGAUAUAUUGAGAAGGGUUGCUUUUGGUGUUGUUCUUAAUGAUUAUGAUUAAGCACUCUUGAAGCAUUAACCAUGUAUUCAAGUGACUGGAAAUUCCUGAUAUAGCAAUUUACAUCUGGAUCCUUGUUCUGUUUAAUCUAACCUUAGUAUGAUUAAGAAAUGAGAAUCAUACUAAUGGAAGCAAACAUAAGGUUUCACAAUGCUUUUACUAUUUAAAUGAAAGAGUAAAUACUAAAUACAUAUAUGGGAAAGAACCUUGUUAGGUGAGACUACAUUAAUGGUUUUAUAUAUCUUUAACAUGCCUCCUCACACGAGAGGCCACUGGGCUUGAAAGGCGGACAAUGGACAAGCCCACCUACCUGUGUUGAAAAACUCCAUAAGAUUUGAUUAAUUAUUAAUUAAAUGGGGGCGGUGAGAAUCGAACUCGUGACACCGAGGCUUUGAUACUAUGUAAAAAACCAAUUAGGCCACUUUGAAUAAUUAAAAAAUUAAAAAAAUGUAACUAUCUGGUUCUGCUAGAAGAUAAUAUUUGAAAUGCUGCUUAAUUCUCAGAUCUGGAGAUUGAGCGAUCUUAAACAAUUCUACCUAGAUAAAUACUAUCAGCAACUCAAUAUAAAUUAUCUAGUGUAUAAUGUUGUAUGAAAUACCAAGGUUGAUCUUUGCAAUAUAAAGGCUUUUGUGGGUACUAUCUUUCACUUGCCCAUGUUGCUUCUUUGUUUCCAGGCUUUUACUUUGUGGAAGCUGCUUCAUCAUUUUCUGAUAUGUGCUCUGCUGCAAUUCUUCGAUCAAUUAAUGGUGUCUUAGCAAUCAUAUGCAGCGUAGUUUUAUAUGACAUAAUUACUCACUUGAAGCCAACACUUGACGAAAGAAAGGCGAUGCUUCGUGCAGUAGUCCCAUCCUUGUACCCCCUUCACUGGUUCUUUACUUUUUUUCUCUAUUAUACAGAUGUUGCAUCUGUUACUGCAGUUCUGGCUAUGUAUCUUGCAAGUUUGAAGAAGAAUUACUGGUUUAGGGCAUUGGUAAGGUAUUUUUAAACUUUUUAUGUUGCAAACAUAUAUUUAAAUUGAUGAGUGUUUUUUUUAUGUAUAUGUUAUUUUUAUCCAAGUUGCUCAAUUUUAAUUUCCUGCGGCACUUCUAGAAAAAUUGAACCUAUGUCUUUUAACAUAGGGUGAUAGGGACCAAAUUGUACAAAUAAGAAAUGAAAGAAAAAUAUGAAAUGCGUGUAUUGAUGAAUGCUGGAAAUUCAGCAACAGCAGUACAGGUUAUGGUGAAAAACUGAGAAAUACAAAAAAAGGUAAAUAUGCAAAAAGGAAAAUACAGGUUUUCUGGAGCUAUUCGAGAGGCUCCCGAGAUCUCUCCCAAGUCUGGUUUUCCAGCCCAAGUCUGUCCAAAAAUCCCCAUCUCCAAAUGUCUCUGGCUCUAUUUAACAAACCUAACCACCAUGCCACAUCAGCAAUGAUUAUAUUCUCCCUUCUAACAGAUUUGCACCCUUCAGGUAUGUGUGCUGUUAUCUAGAAUAUUCCCCAAUGUUUUGAGUAACCCUUCCCUUGGUGUCGUAUCAUAGUGAUUAUAUAUAUAGAUGGCCACCGGUUAUAACUUUUUCUUGUAUUGAACAUAUUUAUGGCAAAGACCUGGUUUGUUUCUCACUAUGAUCCUUUGUACUUAUAACUAGGAAAAAAAUGUAUUCUUAUCAUUAGGGAGGACCCAAUAUGUUCAAAAUAUUACUUAAUAAAUUUCUUAUCAUUGCCUGAUUGCAGAAAAGAACAAUUUUAUAGACUUAUUUUGUAAUACAUAAUUUAGUUUGUAAUGGACCUACAGUUAUUUUCAUAGCUGUUCAUAGUUCAAAAGGAUCUUUGCAAUCCUUUUAACAUUAUGGCAGAUGAAGUGGGAGCUUUUAACUUCGUUUAGUCCCUUUCUCAUGGUUGUGGUGGCUUUUCUUUUAUUUGUCUAUUGGAAUGUGAUGGGUCAUCGGCCUGAGAAUUAGUUAUGGAAACUAUUCUAGAUCAUUUUGCUCAGAUACUUUAUUUUAGUUUGUUUUCUGUAUUGGCUCAGGCUCCCAUGCAUUUCACUAUCACCCAGGCUGUGGACCUGUUCCAAUUGUUUUGGGAACGUAGGCCCCUUCGUUUCUUUCAGAUUUCCUGGCUUCUAUUGUUGGCCUUCUCUCUGUACACUUUUUCAGGUUAGGUCAGACUCAGAUCACUAAUUAGACUAGCAAGCAGAAUCUUGGUUGUCAACAACUAAAUGCAUCUUCUGGUGAAUUCAUGGACUCAUUUUCAUCAGAUACUGUAAAAUUUGAAGCUCAUUUUUUCCAAACGCAUUUUAUUGAUAUAUUUCAUUAUUUUAUUUUUACUUUUUUGGUGGGUUAUCGAUUAUCUAAUUAAUCCUGUUUGAACUCCUUUGGACUCGUAUAAGGGACAGUUCUUCCAAGAUUAUUUUCCCAAGCCUCGAAUUCUAGUCAUGGGGAAACAAACUCUUUGUAUCGGGUUCAGAUACUACACCAUACCAUUCUAUAUCAUGAUGCAUCACCAUAACAAUAA
Molecule: messenger RNA, 4694 nt
Organism: Gastrolobium bilobum
Lineage: Eukaryota; Viridiplantae; Streptophyta; Magnoliopsida; Fabales; Fabaceae
Product: pentatricopeptide repeat-containing protein At5g16420, mitochondrial
Exons: 2
Coding region: 2-1621 (539 amino acids)
Molecular function (GO): protein binding
Source: RefSeq, a predicted model, not a curated record